CUUGAAAGGAGAAAGUUGAAGAUGUCGCGGGGCCAGCUAUUUGUAGGAAGAUUGAAUAAAAGAACAACUGUUCGUGACCUAGAAGAUGUUUUUGAAGCGUAUGGUCGUUUGGCGAGAUGUGAAGUGAAAUAUGGUGCUGAAAUGGCUUAUGCCUUUGUUGAUUUCGAGGAUAGAAGGGAUGCAGAGGAUGCGAUUAAGUAUGAAAAUGGUCGGGAGAUCUUGGGCUCCAGUAUUAUUGUUGAACAGGCAAAGGGAAGUUCCAGAAGACCAAUGAUGAACAGGGGUUAUGAUGAAUGUUAUCGCUGUCAUCGUUCGGGACAUUGGGCCAGGGACUGCCCAGAUGACCGGUAUAAUGGUGGUUUCCGGCGAGGAGGGAGGGGAGGGUCUGGAAGGUACAGAUCACCUUCUCCAAGGAGAAGACGAAGGUCCAGGAGCAAUUCCCGGGACAGACGGAGGAGGAGAUCUAGGUCAAGGUCACGGUCCAUGAGCAGAAGUCACAGCAGGGACAGGAGGAGAAGGUCAAGGUCACACAGUGAUGACAGAAAGCGAAGCAACAGACGAAGGAGCCAUUCCAACAGCAGAUCCAAGUCUAGAAGUCCUUCAAAGAGCAGGUCUUUGAAUUCCAAGUCAAAGAGCAGGAGCCCUGCUGCAGCAAAUGGUGAAAGCAGGAGACAAUCUAAAUCUUACUCACGAUCAAGGUCGAGGUCAAGGUCAAAAAGUGCCUCGGACUGAGCCUUGCAAGUAAAAGUAAAUUAACUUUACCUUAAAAUAAGUAGAUGAACUUGACCUCGAAACAUACCAUACUUUGAUUACUGAAAAUAGGUUGGUGUGUUAUGAUGUUAAUUCAUUAACAUAACUAUGCUAUGGAAAGCAACAGUUUAAACCUCCAAAGUUAAAACUUGUUCUAACACCAAGAGUUUUUAUCAUCAGUUUUACAGUUUAGUGAAUUCUUACAAGUCUUUACAUUCUUAAUGGAUGCAUUGUCAUUUCAUUUUCAUUUUGUCAUUGUAAAUUAUGUCAUUUAUGUAUUAUUAAAUGAAUGAUGUCUAUGGUA
This is a messenger RNA of Ylistrum balloti, 1054 nucleotides long. RefSeq names its product serine/arginine-rich splicing factor 4-like. Bases 22 to 732 code for a protein of 236 amino acids. The record is from RefSeq and is a predicted model, not a curated record. NCBI's taxonomy places the organism in Eukaryota, Metazoa, Mollusca, Bivalvia, Pectinida, Pectinidae. Gene Ontology annotation, molecular function: RNA binding; zinc ion binding. The transcript has 6 exons.